Molecule: messenger RNA, 1344 nt
Organism: Gallus gallus (chicken)
Lineage: Eukaryota; Metazoa; Chordata; Aves; Galliformes; Phasianidae
Gene: NPHS2
Product: NPHS2, podocin
Exons: 8
Coding region: 37-1191 (384 amino acids)
Cellular component (GO): plasma membrane
Source: RefSeq, a predicted model, not a curated record
ACAGGAAGCUGUACGCUCCUCGGUGCAGAGAAUCAGAUGAGGAUGGAUAAGAGAUCUCGAAGCUCUUCCAGGGAGUCCCAUAGGAGAAAGAGAGAGUCUCCAGCUACGCAGAGGAAACAGGAGAAGAGGGAGAGAAGCAAAGAAGCCAGCAAAGAAACAGGAGAUAUAAGGCAGGGGAAAACAAAGGAGAUUAAGAGCACUGUAGGGACUGAUGGUAGGGUGCACACAUCCACAGUGGUGGAUGUGGAUGAUGUGAUAUCUGAUGAAGAAAUGGAGGCAAUGAUGUUGCUGGACAGCGAGCAUCAAGAAGAAGGUAUGAAGUCUCCCGGUCUCAACAUCUGCGAGUGGCUUCUGACUAUAUUGUCUUUCCUGUUCAUCAUAAUGACUUUCCCCAUUUCUGUCUGGUUCUGCAUGAAGGUAGUGCGGGAGUAUGAGAGAGCCAUUGUUUUCCGGCUUGGGCAUCUCCUUCCUGGCAGGGCCAGAGGGCCUGGUCUUUUCUUUUUCCUUCCCUGCCUGGACACAUAUCACAAAGUGGACCUCCGCCUCAAAACUCUAGAGAUCCCCUUCCACCAGGUGGUGACUAAAGACAUGGUUACACUGGAGAUAGAUGCUGUCUGCUAUUACCGUUUGGAGAAUGCCUCUCUUCUCCUCACCACCCUCACCAGCAUCUCCAGUGCCAUCCAGCUGCUGGUGCAGACCACCACCAAGCGCCUCCUGGCACAUCGAGCCUUCUCUGAACUUCUGUUGGAGAGAAAGAGCAUCAGCCAGGAGAUAAAGGUGGCUUUGGAUGCAGUCACAGGCUGCUGGGGGAUCAAAGUGGAGAGAACAGAAAUCAACAAUGUGCAGCUGCCUGCUGAAGUCCAGCAGUCCUUGGCCGUGGAAGCAGAAGCCCAGAGGCAGGCCAAAGUGCGGGUGAUUGCUGCUGAGGGGGAGAAGGCUGCUUCUGAGUCCCUGCGGAUGGCAGCUGAGAUUCUGUCCAGUGCCCCUGCUGCUGCUCAGCUCCGUUACCUUCAUGCACUGCACUCCCUUGCUGCAGAGAAACCUGCUGCUUUCAUCUUGCCCUUACCUUUGGAUCCCACGAAUCUGGUCUCUUCGGCUACCCGCAGCCCUCCAGGAGUGAACAGCAUCAUUACAGAUACCACAGAGCUCCGAGAAAGCGUGAAAGACAAGAAGGACUCACCUAUGCUCUAAGAGUUCUCCCAGAAAUGGUUGCCAUAAGCACUAAUUAAUCCUGCUCAGAGAGGAGCAAGAUCGCUGGUCUACAGGCAGCCCGCCAGCAGGUACUAGUCUGGAGGCAGGGAAGGCAGCCCAGACCUGUAAUAUAAAAGUAGAUUGCACAUGAAA